Morus notabilis is the source of this 1078-nucleotide messenger RNA. Its product is annotated as probable calcium-binding protein CML41. Gene Ontology annotation, molecular function: calcium ion binding; enzyme regulator activity. Bases 36 to 707 code for a protein of 223 amino acids. The record is from RefSeq and is a predicted model, not a curated record. The transcript has a single exon. NCBI's taxonomy places the organism in Eukaryota, Viridiplantae, Streptophyta, Magnoliopsida, Rosales, Moraceae.
UAUCCUAUAUAUUACAUACAUACAUAUAUAUAUAUAUGUGUGUGUGUGUGUGUGUGUAUAUCGUAUAUAUAAUCCCAUCAACACACAACUCAAUAUUCCCAUGCAUAAUAGCAUUACACAACACAAAAACACCUGAUCACACUUCCAUGGCUGCUGCUAUAGUUUCUAAUUCCAAACCCCACAGCCACAAAUGGUUCGCACCCAGCAACUUCAAACUAGUCCUCCCUCACUUUGGUUCAAAAUCCAAACCCCAAGUUCCCUCUACUGCAACCAAAAUCCGCUCUAUACAAGAAGACUACCAAAAAGUAUUUCGUCACUUUGAUGCCAACGGAGACGGGAAGAUUUCGAGCGAGGAGCUUUGCACUUACUUUGCCUCCAUAGGAGACUCCAUGUCCUCCGAGGAGGCUCAGAUUGCGGUGACUGAGUUCGAUGGCAAUGGCGAUAACUUCUUGGCGUUUAAAGAUUUUGUGAGGCUAAUGGAGCGAGACCAAGGCGAGGCAAACGAUGAUUUGAAACGGGCUUUUCAGAUGUUUGAGGCUGAUAAAGGCUGUGGAUGCAUAACCCCGAAAGGGCUGCAAAGGAUGCUUAAUCGGCUUGGAGAUGCCAAAUCAUAUCAAGAGUGUAUUUCCAUGAUUAGGGUCUUUGAUCUUGAUGGAAAUGGUGUCCUUGAUUUCCAUGAAUUCCUCCAUAUGAUGACUUCAAAUUGAUGAUUCUCUGCUUGCAUAUACAAAUUCUUUCUUGAUAUUCAAAUAUUUCUUUUUUUUUUGGUGUCUGUACAAUUUCUUUGUCGUUUUGGAAAAUUAGAUAUUUCGGCUUAAUCAAUAAAAUUGGAAUUUUGUGUUGUGUUGCCCACAGAUUUAUCUUUCUCUGUUUUGUUUCUCUGCGUUCUCCGCAUAUUUUUCUUUGUUUUGUUUCUUGCUUUUUUCCUUUGCUGGGAGCUAUACAUACAUGCUGUGGGAAAAUCAAUAAUGGCAUUACAACGAAAAACCAUAGAACCAGCACCACUAAAACCUGCUUUAUACUGAAUGAAUAUUCUGUGCACUGUCAAUCGAAUCAGUUGAAAAAAAAAAAAAAAAAA